CAAUAUUUAGGUGUAUUUUCAAACUAACAUGGAAUAACAUUAAUAUUCUUCGAUUAAACUUUAUAUUUAUAUAGAAAGAGACAAUCGGAGUUAGUUCCAACUGAUUCUGGUUUCCUUUACUAGUAAAAAGAAACGAUACUGAUCAACCAUGCUUGAGUGGAUACAGCUGACCCUUACUAUUGGAAUGAUUGGGUUGUUUUUGUACGUUUGGCUAACAACGAAGAACGAUGUUAACGAUGCGCCUAGGCCAGCUGUUAAAUCGUUUUUGUCUCAAGACGUCCAGACAGACAACACAGGUCGAAAUCAAGCAGUCACUAAAGCCGUUCAGACAGAAAACGAAGGUCGAAAUCAAGCAGUCUGUAAAGCCAUUCAGACAGAAAAUGAAGCGACUGCAGUGGUGAAUGGUACUGAUGACGAGUCAAAAGAUCUCUUCGUGGACCCUAAUAUGACAGAUAAUCUGCAAGACAAACAUGAAGCAACACUGAUCACAGGAGGAUACUCCGCUUUGCAGAAGAAGAUCAUCUCAGAGUUGAAUCUUUGGCAAAAUAUAGUGAUACGGUUUGCUAUCAUUGGUGAAUCAGGAUCAGGCAAUUCGUCCUUUAUAAAUGCAAUGCUUGGAAUUACUUCGGACGAUCCUGAUGCGGCAAAGGUAGGCUGUAAUGAUUGCACGCCUGUUUGCCAAGAAUUUCGACACCCCCGUAAAAAGACAUUAUCGUUUACUCGUCUUCCUGGUGUAGGAACCCCAAACUUUCCGAAAGAAUCUUACCUUAAAGCUGUGCAAUUUGAGAGUUACCACUUUUUUAUAUUUAUAACACAGUGUCGGUUUAAAGAAAAUGACCUAUGGCUGGUAAAAGAAAUUGAAAAACGUGAAAAACAUUUUUAUUUUGUUAAAACCAAAAUAGACAAAAUCGCCCACCGACGUUCACAUAAUCCAGAGAAGCUGCUCCAGGAAAUUCGAACUAAAACAGGAGAACAAUUGAUAUCAGUAAAUGUUAGCCCAAACAAUGUUUUCCUGAUCGACAACUACGAUACAAGACUAUUUGACUUUACAAAUAUGAUGGAAAGACUCAUGGUCGACGCACCGUCACUUGUUAAGCAAUCAUUGAUAUUUUCGAUAUCGGCAGCAAGUCCAAACAUACUCCAGGAAAAGGUAGCUGCUCUUCGUUCACGAAUAAUAUAUCAGGCAAUUAUUGCUUCCAUAGGCUCGCUUGCGAUUCCGGGAGUUGAAUUAGCUUAUGAAGUUGGAAUACUCAUGAAGGAGGUGAGUUUUUACAAGUCACAAUUGGGAACUGAUAAGAACACAAUGCAACAGCUUGCAAUGAAGAUGGGUAUUAGCGUGUCGAAUUUGUACUACCGCGUCGGUAUGACUUCGCACAUUCUCUUAGCGUCAAAGGAUAACUUUCUUAAAAUGUGUACUGAGAUUGCUGUAUCUAAAGCCACAGAGAGUUUGCUUAAAUGGGCUGCCCCUACUUACGGACAUCUUAUAUCUGCAGCUGCUAGCUUUCCUUUUUGUUACUUUACACUAAACCGAUUGCUGAAUGUGUGCGAAGAAGAGGCUAUGAACGUGAACGAAAAAUUCGAAAUGUGGAUGGUAGAACGUAUCCCCGACGAGUGGCUUUAAUAGGAUUCAGAAUGACAAACACACACUUGUACAAUGUAUCGUGUUUAUAAGUUCACCAGUUUGUGUUUACAAAUGGCUGCAUUGUUAAAUUUAUUAUAUCACAAUAUUGUCAAGCAGAAUAAAUAUCCAGCAGAAAAAUACAUUUUAACGAUCAAUCAAUUUAUUCAUGAAUGUGUCCGACUUUUAGUUACUACGCAUCAUUUAUCGUUUUAAUAUUUCAAUGUGUUUGUGUGCAUUAAUGUUGUUUC
Molecule: messenger RNA, 1869 nt
Organism: Mya arenaria
Lineage: Eukaryota; Metazoa; Mollusca; Bivalvia; Myida; Myidae
Product: interferon-inducible GTPase 1-like
Exons: 7
Coding region: 149-1621 (490 amino acids)
Cellular component (GO): membrane
Molecular function (GO): GTPase activity; GTP binding
Source: RefSeq, a predicted model, not a curated record